CCCGACCAUUUUGACGCGAUUUCGAUUUCUCAUAAAAAAAAAAAACACACAUUAAACUCGGGCGCUCCUGCUGCUGUGUUGUGUGUGAACGAACCAAAUAUAUGCACAUGAGCUGGAGGACAGUGAAAUUGAAUUAGUGUUUAUAUAGCACAUAGAUGGCUGAUAAUGCCGCCGCCGAAAAAUCGUUUGGCCAUCGUUAGUAUCAGAAAGGGAACGAGUACGAGUACGGGUACGAGUACCAGAAAGUAUCGUCGUCGUCCUGCCCCCCGUCCCGCCCCCUUCGUCGCCGCCCCCUCUGCGCCGUACGCACGCAUCGAUUUGGGCUAAACGUUAGAUACCUCCUAACGCAGUUGUUAGGGUGGAAAGGCAAUAUACAAGGAAAAAAUAAUACCACACCAUAUAGCCACUCUAUAACCGAAAUGAACUGAACUGAACCAAACUGCAAUGCCGUGCGUUGGCUAUUCGCGUGCAAUCCGUUGAUCCGAUCCGGUCCUGGGCUGGUCUGCAUCCGCAUCCCCCAAUCCCAGCCAGAAAAGUGCAAUACACCAGAAUCGAAGCGACACGAAAACCAGGACAGACAAAAUCACAAAAGUCAAAGUGGAGUGGAAAGUGGGUAAAAUGCUAUAUUAAACCUGAGGAGUCGAAAAUGUUUAUUGUAUAAUUUCCUAUUGAGCAGGUGUGCUUGUGUGUGUGUGCGAGUAGUUUUUGUUUUUUCGCUGCUUCUUCUUGCGGUUUAUUUGUCAACAAAAAGAAGAAGGAAGAAAGCAGGGCACAGAGUAAUAAUUUGUUGUUCGCUUCACACUGCUUGCAGGAGUGACGAAGCAGUGAACUUGUGCAACGAACCGUUCGACGACCCAUUGGCCUCCACAUGAAGACCAUGUCGCGCUUCGGCCUGCGCCGUGGCUUCAAGCUCUCGGAGGAGCAGGUCAACGGCAAGAAUCCAAUUGGACCGGCCACGCCCCCAGCUCCCGCUGCCGUUGCUGCUGCCCCCAGUCCGCGCAAGAAGCGGCAGCCCAGGCAGGAGGAGGCGGACGUGGAGCAGGAGGAACCUGAGCCGCACGACGAGCCCGAUCCGCACGAGGCGGAGCAGGAAUCGAUCUCGCUGAUCUGCAGCCUGCCGCUGGAGCGGCUGCCCCGCCUGGUGGAAAAGUUGCAUCAGCUGACGGAGGAGCGGGAAAGAGAACGCGAGCGAGAGCGAGAACGGGAGCGGGAUGAAGCCGCCGGGCUGGGAGGAGCAGCGGGCCACUCGAAGGUCCUGUGUCUGUACUGUGAUAGAAAGUUCGCCUCCGGCAAGCUGCAGGCCAAACAUGUGGACAAGUUCCACACCGAGCGGCAGGAGCGGCGCUGCAGCGGCCGUUCCACCAGCUCCAAUUCCCAUCCCGCCGGCGGCUUCCCCGGUUGCCAGUGGUGCGGCCAGCAGGCCAAUCGGCGCCAGGCCACGCCCCCGCAGAUCUGUCUGCCGGCGAAGCAUUUGGAGCAGCUGUUCCAGCACCUGAGUGACCAGCAUGCGGACAAGUACUUCGGCUGCCAGCCGUGUCGCCUGCGCUUCCAGGAUGCGGACCAUUUGUCGGGGCACCAGCGACAGCAGCAUCCGUUGCCGGAGGAUGCCCCCAAGCCCGGACUGAUGGGCGCCGACGAGCCGGUGCUGUUUCGGCUCGGGCUUACCCAGAACCGGCUGCCUAGCCAUCGGAAUCGCAACCAGCGCAAGGAGGAGGAGCCACCGCCCCUGGCCACGCCCAGCAGCAAGUCCCGGAGCAGCAGCCGUGCGGCGGCGCAGCGGCAACAGCUUCAGCAGCUGCAGUUGCAGCAAGCCACUCCGGCUGGAAAUCAGGCUCUGCAAUCGCACGAUGCGGUCAAUCCGGACGCAGUCUUUCGGCUGCCAGCCAGCUUGGCCUGCGUCUCCUCCUCCGCCGCCAGCUCAGUGUUCGAUGACAAGUUCUACAAGGAUGUAGUGUUCAAUGUGCGCCACAAUCUCCAGAAUCACCUCGACGGCCGGCUAUUCACCUCCCCAUCAUCAUCAUCAUCAUCGUCGUCCGCAUCUCACAAGCCGGAACUCAUUAUGCUGCACGGACCCAGUCAGGUGGGUCCUGGCGGCGCCUCCUACCCAACGCUGCUGACCGCGGAGCAGUUCGGCGGCACGGGGGAACUGCUGCCGCUGGCCAAGUUCCGUCGGAGACCGCACACCAAGCACAGCUGGAAGUGGAAGUGGGACUACGUGAAGAAGUUCACGCUGAUCAACGAGGGCGGGCGGCUGGUGAAGAAGCUGAAGCAGCCAAAUUACCUGGGUCUGCGCGAUCUCUCUAAGCUGGACAUGUGGACGCAGCUGACGAUGCGCCAGAAGCACGAUCUCUCGCUCUCGCAGGCGGAGGAGCAGAACCAGGAGCAGCGCCGCCUGCUGGAGCAGCUCAAUCUCAUACUUGACCACCGCCUGCUGCCGCACAUCAUCCUGGAGCAGAACGAACAGGCGGUAAUUAAGUGCGAGAACGAGGAGGAUGAGCCGGUUGGCCUGGAUACGCAUGCUGGGGACGAUCUGCUACCUCAGAGUUUCGCCGACGAGAGUUUCCUCUCCCUGCUUCAACUACAGCCGAGAACCGGGACCAGCGAUCAGAAUCAGGAUCGAGAGCGGGAGCGGGAGCGGGACCACGAGCGGGAACUGGAGCGGGAGCGGCUCAGGAACCGAAGGGCUGUCGUGCUAAGCGGCGAGUGGGCGCGCCCACGGCUCUACCUCUGCAUCUGCUGUGGCGCCAAGUUCGAUCAGCGCAAGUCGCUGGAGGAGCACAAGACCUUCCGCCAUUCGCACAUCUACGCCACGCACUACGAGGUCGUGGGACGGGAGCUGUUGGCCGGCAACCUGCUGCGCCACCUCUUUAUCCCCAAGCGGGCGCUGUGUCGCUUUGCCGCCGCGAGCAACUGCAUACGGUGGCCGCAGAUCGCGCCUGCCCCAGUGCAGCAGCCCAAGCAGGAGCAGGAGCGUGUGCAGCCGGAGGAGGAGACCAGGUCGUCUGCCUCCUCGCGCUCAUCGUACGAGGUGUCCACGCCCACUCCGCUCUCGGGACUGGAGCAGCAACAACCGUCGCCGGCCUCGGGAUCGGGCACUGCGUCUACAUCGUCGUCGUGCUCGCCCAGCUCAUCCUCUGCCUCCACCCUGAUGUCCACCGCCCCCACCGCGAUGUCUCACUCCACCUGCACGUCCUCGACAGCGACCACGACGCUGUCCUCCUCCUCGUCCGCUCCUUCCAGCUGCACCAAGUGCGGCCGCAAGUGUAGCGGCCUCAUGGAUCUCUACCGCCACAUGCUGGACUGCUCCGGCGACUAUGUGUGGUCGCUGGCCAAGAAGCGCAAGUAUCGCUACUACUGCGGCACCAAAAAGCGACGGGCCUUCUCCAAGAAGCCGCUCAAGCAGCUAUCCGCCCGCAAGAAGGAGAAGCUGGAGGUGGAAGUGGAGGAGGGCAUCGGAGACGGCGAAGCCGAGGGAGAUGGUGAGGGCGAGGCAGAGGGCGAGGAGAGCGGCUCCAGUUCGUCCAAGUUGAAGAACUCGCCACGCCAAAGGCCCAGCGAUGCCGAAUCCAUUCGCAAGAUGCUGGAAAACCUGCCCGCCAAGCGCAUUUGCAAGAAGAUCUUCCCCGUGGACAACAAGGCCAAGCGAAAGGCCAAGAACAAGGCCAAGGCCAAGUCCAUGGCCAAGUCGCUGGUCAAAUCGAAAUCCAAACAGCAGCGCAGCAGCACAAAGAGAAUCUACAAUCAGCACUUGCUGCGCACCACAAGAUCACGAUCGAGAUCAUCGGUGGUGGCCACGGGCUCCUCGUCCGCCGCUGUCGCCGCGCAGCAUCAGCGCAGUCGUCGCAAACAGAAGCAACAACAACAACAUCAGAAGGCAAAGCAGGAUAAAGUCAAAUCCCCGCCAGAACCGACAAUUGAAUUCGAAUCGGAGCAAUUGCCAGCCAAACCGGAGGCGAAACCCCCCGCACCCGCACCCACAGCCACUGCCAAGUCACAGUCGCCCGCUGAGGAAAAGCCAUCCUUGCGGCUUGAACUGCCACUAACCCUCCCAGAGGCAGCUGCUCCACCGGCCUCUGUUCCGGAUUCGGAGCCAGCAUCGCCCACUCCCAGCAAGCAGCUAAUGCCCACACCGCCCACAACCCCUGCGCCGGCUACCAAAUCCCCGCCAGCUGCCGCUGUUGCUCCACCCUUCUCUGCCAGCUCUCGCCUGUUGACGCCCAAUUCGAGUGUGAAGCGCAGCAAGAGGAUUAGCGACUGCAUAGCCAUGCUCACCGGCAAACUGGAGGAGAAGCUCAAAACAGAGCAAGUGCCACCGCCUGCGCCGCCGGAAAAGGAGAAGACAACUGUGGAGCAAGAGAAGUCGCCGGAGAAGGGGGACAUGGCAGCACAGCUGGUGGAGACACCUGUACUUGCGGCUGCAGAAAAGGAGCGAGUGCAGCCAAAGACGCCCAAACGUAAGGCUGUGUCCCGGCGAAUCAUCAAAGUGGAUGCCACACCGGAGCCCGUGUUGGAGUCGAUACAAGUGCGGAAACCUCCGGCGGAGCUGCCAGAAGGAGUUAAGGUUCCUGUAGCAGCCGCGGCGCCUUCAGUUCCGCCUCCUACUUUGGUGCCAACUCCUGCUGCCCUCCCACCUCCCGUUCUCAGCAGUAUGCCAGUGCCCGCCCCGGCUCCUCCGUCAGGUGUGGCACCAGCUCCUCUGCCAAUCACUGCACCUGCUCCUGCGCCAGUCGCUGCACCUGCUCCUCCGCCAGUCGCCGCACUUGCUCCUCCGCCAGCCGCUGCAUUGGCCCAUCCGCCUCCAAGGCGCACGCCCACGAAGGCGGCAACCAAACAGAUGGCUGCUCCACCACCGAAGCCAGCCUCGUUGGCCGCCCUGAAGCAGUACCCUCCGCUGGAACCACUGCUUGCCGUGCCGCCUACUAAUCCGGCAUCCGUACCCGGGGCCGUUCCCCUCGCUGUGCCCGUGGCAAUGACGUUGGGAAUGCAGGGAAUGCCAGCUCCACUGCCGGUGGGGCCAGUGCCCGUGAACGUUAGCAUGCUGCCCAAGAUGCCACUGUAUAUGCCGCAGCUCCAAGCGAAUCCGAAUCAGAAUUCCAAUCCCGCGCCGACCACCAUGUUCGUGAUGGACCAUCAGCCCCUGAACCUGACCAGCCACCGAGGAGUGCUGCAAAAGCCGCUGAUCAGCGGCACAACGGGGGACCCUGGACUCGUUGGCCUGCCGCAUCACCGCGCGGGAGGUAUGCCCGCCAGGCGGCAAACGAUCUGUGGAUUCGAGGCACGAAACUUGAUCGGCUUGGACAUGGAUAUGGAGCCGCUGGAUCUGUCGAAGAAGUCGAGCAGAAAGCCGUCGCCGGUGCCGCCGCCUAGGAUGCCGCAGGAGCUGCCAAUGCCACCUGUCCCACUGCCAUUGGUAACGGGAGCAACAGGACUGCCACCUCAACAGCAUCCAGGCGCUCCGCUUCCACCGCCAGGUGCUGCCUUGGUUUCCGGCCAACUCGCAAUGCCAGGCGGAGUUCCUGCGCCUUUGGCCUCGCACUAUUACUCCAACCUGGAUCUGCUCAAGAUCCCACAGGUGCGCAAUCCUGGCACUGGCGUGGUGGUGCCGUCCAACGGUCCACCGCCAGUAUCCAUGUCCGCAUCCGUUGCCACGCCCGUUCAUCCCGUGAAGAGUUCGGGCGGCAAAAAGCGCUCACUGGAGGGAACAGGGAACUCCAAAAAGGACCACGGGAAGGGCCAGGCGAAGGUGUGCCCUCGCAUGGAUGAGGUGGUCAACAACCACAUCGACGAUGCCAUUAACUCGGUCAUUAUGGCUGUCCAAGCGAGUCUGCCGGACGACGAUGAGGAGGAGCAGGCAAGGAAAGACAAGGAAAGCGAGAGGCAACGGGAACGAGAAAGGGAGAAGCAAAAGCUGGAGGAACCGCUGCACAAGACGAGCAACUGCAUCUUGGCGCUGCAACCCUCCGCGGGAUUGCUCCUGUCACCAGGCUUGGACAAGACUCAGCCUGUCAAUGCUAUUCCUGCCGUUGUUAUUUCUCCCGCUGCUCCUCCUCCCGUGGCUCCUGCCCCACAGCCCGUGCCUGCCAAGAAUCUGACGCCCAAGAAACGUUCCAUGCGCUCGCGAACCAUCGACUGUCGCUCUGCUUUGCUCGCCCUGGAGGAGACUUUGCCGGUGGCGCCAUUGCAGCAGUUUAUCUCGCUGCCAGUGAAUGGGGAUGCGAAAGUGGAGAUGCCUCAGCUUCCAGAUACAAUCCAAGCUCCAGCUCCAGCUCCUGUUCCAGUUCCUGUUUCUGAUCCAGCUGCUUCCCUUCCAGCUCAAGGCCCCAUAAUGAGUGUUAAGGAAAAGAAGCCGGAAACUAUCCCACCGGCGGCCGAUCCGACGCCCAUUCCAGUGACCUCGCCUGCUGCCUCUCCUCCGCCAAUGGAGCGUCAGUCUCCGGAAUCUCCUGAUCCUGUCGCCGGGAUCGAUCCACUGCCGGAGGCGUCUGUCCCUGCACCUGUGCCGGUUUCCGUCAUUUCCGUGGCGCCGGCCUUGCCGCUGCCACCCCGCACUGCCACGCCCCCGCCCACCACGAUGGCGGAGACCAACUGCAGCUCCCUAAUGGAGGAGCACAGCAGCAACCUGAACAACAACACCUCCUCGGGUUUCCACAGUCUGGCCCAGUCGGAGCAGCCGAUUCCCACGACGGCCACGCCAGUGGAGGAACCCGUUCCUCCGCCCAAGGAGGAAGUGGAGCUGCCCGCCAAGAAGAAGCAGCGUCGGCGACGGAAGAACGAACUGGCGGCAAUUGUGGCCGAUCAGCUGCUGGAAAGCUUCAAGAUCGACAAUGCGCGAAGGGAUAACCUCAAGAAGCUGGAGAAUCUGGCGUACGAGAAAAGCGAGGACUUGCUGCUCACGGGGAUGCUCCUCAUGUCCAGCACCAAGCGCAACGCAGCCCUAGGGACGUCCUCGGCCGCUGCCGCGAAGCUGGCGAAGAAGGAGGCCGAGGUGGGGGCAGAGGCGCCACCAAGUGCCCCGGUGCGCGGCAGGCCGAAGCGCCGCCAGAGUUGCUACUACCGGCGGGGAAAGGCCGGAGGAGUUGGUGGCGGUGGCAAGGCCACCAACGAAAACAUCAGUCUGCUCAAGUCCUCGCUGGAGUCCUUCUCCAUCGGCAUCGAGAAGCAGCUGCUGGCCAAGGAGGCCAGGGAGGCCAAGGACUCGCAGCCGGCGGCGGGGGCGAGCGGCCUGGCUCAGCCACCAGCCAGCUCCAUCCUGCGACCCAGCAUCCUCAGCAGCGCGGUGGCCAGGGAUCAACAGCAGCCAAAGCAGCAGCAGCAAAGCAGGCAGGAGAAACAGGAGCAGAUCCCCCAGGCGGCCACUUUCAGUCGUGAUCCACGGCUCAACAAGAACAUACACAAGGAGCAGGUGGAGCACAAAGAUCCACCUAAGGAGCAGCCAGCGCCAGCGACGAACGACAAUCCCGAGGAGGAGGACAACUACCUCACGGAGAUUGCAAAGAACGUGAACGAGAAGAUCAUGUCGGCCACCACCAACGAGGACUUUGAGUUUGCCCACGACGAGUUCGACGGGGAAGGGGAUCCCGACCAGGAUCAGGACCAGGACAAAUACUAUCGCCCACCCACUUCGAUGAGCGUGCGCAGUGCGCCGAACCUGAAUGAUGAGCACUCGAAUUUCGGUUCCAUGUGCGACGAUAACACGAACACCGAGGUGAUGGACAUGGACCUGGAUGAUGAGAUGAGUGUGUAUACUAGUUACUCGCAGGAUCUGGGACGCGGAGGACGCGGGCGCAGAAGAAGGAGGCGCCGCAGCGUGCUGCUCACGCGGCGUCCCAAGAAACGGACGCAGCGCAGCGAACUGGAUGCCGAGAAGUAUGGCUGCAAGCUGUGCGGCAAGAGCUUCUUCACGGCCACCUCGCUUUCCAAGCACAACAUGACCCUGGCCCAUGUGUCCAAGGUGUCUGCCCAGGAGUACCUGCAGUCGCAGACAGCUCCGUCUAGUCCGCAGGAUGUGCACGACCUGGAAAACUCGAGGGAGCGACAGGCCGAGCUGGCAGUGCAGCACCAGGAGGAGCAGCAUCUGGCAGCAGCUGCGCAGCAGAUGAGAGCCUCGGUGCUGAUGGUACCCUCGCAGAUGGCCCAUCAGGAAAGGGAGCGGGAACGGGAGCGCGAGCGCGAGCUUCAGAGGGCUCAGGAGCAGGAGAGGAUCCAGCUGCAGAGGGAGCAGGACCAUCGCCAGCAGCAGGAGCAGGUGCACCAUGUGAUCACAGAGGCGAGCCUGCGUCUGCACGACAACCAGCACAGUCCGACAGCUCCAACCGCCUCGCGCCUCAAUCUCAAUCCCGACGAGCGUCUCUUCUACGAGUGCUGCAACAUCCUGAAGAGCGCCGAGACGCCGCGCACCCUUCCCGGCGGAGGAGCCGGUCCCGCCACCACUUCUGUGAUAGUGACGGCGGGCAGAAAGCAACCGCCUCCGCCGCCAGCUUCGCCCUCGCCAUCUCGGUCGUCGUCGCUGCCACCACCGGCAUCGCCAUCACCAUCGCCAUCGCUUCCACCGCCUGCGUCCCCGUCGCUUUCUCUGCCGCCACCGGCCUCGCCGUCGCCGUCUCCCUCGCCGCCGCCACCCGCAGAGGCACCUGCUCCUGUUCCCGUUUCAAUUCCUCAGCCAGCGCCUGCCGUGUGCCACCAGCCGGUCAUCCAACAGCUUUUCCGCAACCCGCCUGCAGUUACGCCGACCACAACGCCCACCAAUCACAACAGGCUCUCGCCCAGCUACUCGGCGGUGUCCCAGUUUUCGGCCACCACCACGUCGCGCUUCAAGACGAAGGCCGCCAUGAAGGGCUACGAGAACGUGAACAUGCAGCUGGACAUGCUGGAGCUGGCCAAGUCGGGGAGAGGGGUCUGCAAGCUGACGGAGUUGGCGGACAUUGCGCUGGGCAGCGAGAAGCCCGGCGGCGACUUCCUGCCCCACCUGCCGCCCGCACCGGCUACUCCUGCGGUGCCAGCUCUACCGCCUGCCAUCCAACAGACGCCCACGCCAACGCCCACACCCACGCCCACAGUGACGCCCACGGGUCCAUUGGAACAGCAACAGAGCUCCACGUCCUCGAAGACAAUCAUGCACGCCUCCAUCAUCAAGGCGGCGGCGGGCGUGGCCAGCUCAGCAACCCUUCCUCCGGCCUCCGGGCGGAUCAUCAUUCCCGACCGGCCGUUCAAGAACAUUGGUCUGGAGGAGAAGGCCCCCAUUACGUUCCAGAAGCCCAAGACGUGCGUGAAUCUGCUGCAGGAGCAGGAUAACAACAGCGUCUCGACGGCCAGUUACUCCGACCGGGAUGAUUACGAUUUCGGGACCCUGAGUUGCGACGGCGAUGUGGAACCGGAGCAAGAACCGGAGGUCGGGGUGGUUAGCGCUGCGCCAGCGCGCGUGGUAGUCCCCCAGGGAGGGGGUCACGCCGUGUCGACUUCAAGCUCGUCAUCCUCGUCCUCCUCGUCGGCGGAGAAUACCAGGAGUGGUAGUCGGAGCAGCAGCAGCAGUUCUAGUCGGGCCACUGCCAAAACCUUCGAGAACAAGUCGCUGAUCAUGGGCCGGAUUUUCAAGCACGCCAGCAGCGCCAAGGCGACGGCAGUGAUGGCCGCCUCGGCGCCAAUGUUGCCCGGCCCCAGUGUGGUGCCCGGCCUGGCCAAGAUGAAGGCGCUGCCCAAGAACCAAGCGAAUCUCGACCAGAUCUUUGACGAGUUGCGUGGCGGCGGAGCUAAGGCGUCCGAAAUGGAGGGCUCGCCAUCUAUGGUGCAGGAGAGUUGGGAGCGUCAUCACCCGCAGCAGCAGCAGCAGCCACACCACCACCAUCAGCAGCAUCACCACCACCACCAUCACCACCACCACCACGUGGAGCCCAUGGCGGCGCCAGCAGCUCCGGCCGCGCCUGCGGCAAUGCCAGCGCCCAGUGCUCUACCACCGGGCAGAAAACCGAAAAAUGGGACGGCCAACACUGCCAAGAAGACUAACAAAUCCGCGCCGGCCAAAGCAAAGGCCAAGUCGAAGGUAGCCACCGUCGCCUCUGGCUCUUCCUCAUCCAAUCGCAAGCCCCGAAAGGAUUUGACCAAGCUGCAGUCCGAGCUGGGCAUGAGUCACGAGGAGAUCGAGCAGCUGAUCGACGAGGGCCAGCGUAAGUCCAAGCGUCGCUGUGCGACCAACCGACCCAAGAAGCUGGUGGAGACAUGGAGCUCCGAUGAGUACGAGGAGUUCCUAUCCACCAAGGACAUCAUAGCGCUGAUCGAGCAAAAGGAGCAGCAGGAACAAAAGCGGAAGCGUAAGACUAGUGAGGCGAACAUCCAGCCGGAGCCAGUGGCACCUCCAGUGACCAGCAAGAAAGCCCAGACUCCUCAGGCGGCUCCAGCGAAACGAAAGAACCGCGCCAGCGACAAGAAGCAACCGCCAGCAGAAGUAGAGCAGCCAAAGUCGCGGGCCAGGCAAAGGAACCAGCAACCACCAUCUGCACCACCACCACCACCGCCACCACAACCAACUGUUGUCAGCGCACCUCAGCCAGAUGUGGUGGCGCCUAAUCCAAGGGGAAAAUCCAAAGCAUCCGCGAAGAGUAGGACUCCAGCGACCAAGGCAACCAACAGUCGGAAAAAGCGCGGCAAUGAGAAGCUGAAGGUGCAACAAAAGGAGGAGGACGAGGAGCAAGCAGAGCCGGAAGUGGAACCACCAACAAGGACGCGCAGCUCAAGGCAGCAGCCCAGGGGAAAAGCUGAGCAGGAGAUAGAACCACCACCACCAGCACCAGUGGCGGUAGCUCCACAGGAACCCCCAAGGGAGAGGAUCAAGGCGCGGUACUGCAAUCCACAACAGCAGGCGCCGCCACCGCAUCCCAGGAGCAGCUCCGUCGCCACCACCAGCAGCACCACCAAUAACAACAACAACAGCAGCAGCAGCAACAAGAACCUGAAGGCCAAGCGGAAAUCCCAGGCCAACCGCCAAUCGCCGGCGCGAAGAAAGCGGCCGGCGAGCGAGAAGCAGCUGUACUACUGGAGCAGCUCCAGCGACGAUGAGUUUGGGCGCCUGGACGACGAGGGCGAGGCAGCCGAUGCAGGAUCCAGAACAGGAGCCGGCAGCGAGCAGAGGGACGGGGAUCGGCUGGAACUGGAGCCGGAAGAGGAGGCGUCGCCGUCGCCCGGCAAGCACUUCGAGGAGAACGAGCCGUACCAAAAGCACGGCUGGAUCGUGGGCGACUCGCACAAGAAGCUAGUGAAGCUACUGGCCAUCGCCAAGGGCAGCAAGAAGGUGGACAACUGUGGUGUCAAGCGGCGCACGCCCAAGCGCAAGUGCUAGGGGUGGGUCAAGGACGUAGAGCGUCACCCGGAGAAUCAGCCACUGGAGGAGGGCAGCCUCCUUCCAGACGAGUCAUAGCCAUAGGCCUCGAGGGCGGAGUCGGCGCGGGCAGCCGACGACCCAUCGCCGCCAUCGAUCACAUACGUACUGCCAUUGUGUCAUCGUUAAACGUUAACGCCAGUGCCAGGAUGGGAUAGGCUGGGGCUGGAGCUGCAGAUGCAGCUGGACAACCCAACCCUCACGCUAGUCUCCAGCCACCAGCCACCAUCCGACUCCUGGCCUUGGUCCCAUUAACCGUAUGCGGAGUAUAUGCAACAUAUUUUUCUUUUUCUUUAAACAUCUAAGCGUUACAUUAUUUAGGUUUUUUUUUAUUAAAUGUAUUUAUAAUUAAUAAAUAAAACAAACAAAAAAGCGAAAAAGCAACAAAUAUAAAUUUGAGCACAACAAUUAAUCCAGCUGACUUUUAAUUUUGCGAAUUAAACUAGUGUAGAACUGGCGAAAGAAACAGAAUAUCAAACUAAAAUAUCGACCAUUUAAAAACAUUUCUGUUUACCAUAAAAAAGAAAUUGCAAGGUUUUCCUCAAUUUAACUUCUGUUUUAUUUUAUAUUUUACAACUAACGGUAUCUUUACAUAUAUAACAUGUAAACAAAAUAGAGUUAAGGAAUAGUUAAAAAAACGUUGAACACAAUGGAAGCGGCGGCGUGCGGCGGUGCGAACGCAGGAGUCUCGGCGAGCUCACAUCCAGACUGUUUGUUAUGAUGUUGCUGCUUUUGCCAAAGG
This is a messenger RNA of Drosophila rhopaloa, 12110 nucleotides long. RefSeq lists its product as uncharacterized. Lineage: Eukaryota; Metazoa; Arthropoda; Insecta; Diptera; Drosophilidae. The transcript has 3 exons. Bases 869 to 11329 code for a protein of 3486 amino acids. The record is from RefSeq and is a predicted model, not a curated record.